Molecule: messenger RNA, 3795 nt
Organism: Cucurbita pepo subsp. pepo (vegetable marrow)
Lineage: Eukaryota; Viridiplantae; Streptophyta; Magnoliopsida; Cucurbitales; Cucurbitaceae
Source: RefSeq, a predicted model, not a curated record
AGACCAUUUAAGGAGAAAUAUUGGUAAAGAUUUUAUUGAUGACUAUAGCUAUAUACAAACUAUAGAGAACGAAGAAAAGGCUACAUAUCCCAAACAAAAAGUUUAGUGGAUUAUAAUAUCUUAUGUGGGCAAAAUGAAGGCAAAGAACGUUGAAUUAAGAAAUGAUGGCUAACAGGAAUUAAACCAGAAGGGAUGAUAACUAUAUAUCAGCUUAUGUUCUUGACCAAAUUGCGUAAGUUUUGUGCAACAUUGAGGAUUAACUUCGAAGCAUAUAACUUGCAGGUAUGGCUUAUCAUUGUGGAAACAUACAUGCUGACAUGUUUGGUGCUCAUAUAUCUCAGAGGAACCAAAAUAAGUUCACCAGAUUCAGGCAACCUCGGGCGACGAUAAAACAAAAUGGAGAAAUCUCCACCUCCAUUGGUAAAGAACCCAAAGCUAAGAUCCGAAUAGAAAUUAAACGUAUUCCUCUCCUGAGCUGAAGCCUGAGAUAUUUGAGAAGAAUUACUAUUACUAGUCUUCUGCCCAGUGGGAUCCAAAGCUAAGAUAAUGGAGUCGUCUCAACAAAAUUCACAGCCACCAACCACUCAAAGAUGCCAUUGCCUAUAAAUUCCAUGUUUGGCAAAAUACACACCAACCUCUGGAAAUGAAUCGGAUCGCUUGGCUCUACUUGACUUAAAAAGUAAAGUAUUCAACGACCGACUUGGAAUCAUGAGUGCUUGGAACGAUUCCAUGCAUUUUUGCGAUUGGGUUGGCGUUUCUUGCAAUCAAAGCAUCAGAAGAGUUGUGGGUUUGAGCUUGGAAGCUCGAAAGCUGAGUGGUUCGAUACCACCUUCUCUGGGGAAUCUUACUUAUCUCACUGAAAUCAGAUUGGGAGACAACAACUUGCAUGGCCAAAUUCCCCAAGAGUUUGGUCGACUGCUACGAUUGCGUCAUCUCAAUUUGUCUUUUAAUAACUUCAGUGGUGAGAUUCCAGUGAAUAUAAGUCAUUGCACUGAGCUGGUUGUUCUGACAAUUGGUGCCAAUAGGCUUGAAGGUCAAAUUCCAUCCCAAUUCUUCACGUUAACCAAGUUGGAGCUUCUCGGGUUUGGUGUCAACAAUUUGACUGGAACUAUCCCACCUUGGAUAGGUAAUUUUUCUUCAAUGCUUCGUUUGUCAUUCGCAAAGAACAACUUUCAAGGAGACAUUCCCAAUGGAGUUGGACGUCUGCAUAGAUUGAAAUUCUUCACAGUUUAUGGAAACUACUUCACAGGGUCAGUGCCGCUUUCAAUCUAUAAUAUAACUUCUUUGAAUUAUUUUUCUGUUACUCAGAAUCGAUUGCAAGUCCUAGUACCACCAAAUAAUGGAUUUUCUCUUCCCAAUCUUCAGAUUUUUUAUGGUGCUAUCAACAAUUUCAACGGGCCUAUUCCCACGUUUUUUGCGAAUGCCUCAAGUCUUCAAGAAAUAGAUCUUUCUGAGAAUAAUUUCACUGGUAAAAUACCUGAGGACCUGGGGAACUUAAACGACUUGGUGUUACUAAAUUUUGAUGACAAUAGACUUGGAACUGGGAAAGUUGGUGACUUGAGUUUUAUCAGUUCCUUGACUAAUUGUACCAGUCUAAGCAUACUGGGUGCUGCUGGGAAUCAUUUUGGUGGAGUAUUGCCUCCAUCUAUUACCAACUUGUCAGACCAAUUCACAAGCCUAACCUUAGGUGAAAAUAUGUUAAGUGGAGGCCUUCCAGUAGGGAUUGAAAACUUGAUUAACUUGCAAGUUUUCGCUGUGGAAAAUAACUACUUGAAUGGUAGUGUCCCUCUCAAUGUUGGUAAGCUUCAAAACUUGGCCAAAUUGUAUUUGCAAGGUAACAAACUAAGUGGGCCAAUUCCAUCAUCCAUUGGUAACUUGUCCUUGAUCAUCGAGCUUCGUUUGAAUGAUAACGAACUUGAUGGAAGUAUACCACCAAGCUUAGGACGAUGCAAAAGACUUCAAGCUCUUGACCUAUCUAAUAAUAAGCUAAGUGGUACCAUACCCGAGGAAGUUCUCAGUCUCCCUUCCCUUUCACUCUUUUUGGCCUUGGCUCAGAACUCACUCACUGGUCCAUUACCAGCUCAAGUGGGAGAAUUAAUUAGUUUAUCUGAGUUGGAUCUGUCAGAGAACAUGUUAUCAGGAAAUAUUCCCGAAGACCUUGGUAAAUGUAUUGGCCUGAUUCAUUUGUUUUUGGAUCAUAACCUAUUUGAGGGAACAAUUCCUCAAUCUUUGGAAGCUUUGAAAGGUCUAGAAGCACUUGAUCUUUCAAGCAACAACUUGUCUGGGCCAAUUCCCCAAUUUCUUGACCAGUUUCUUGCACUCAAGUAUCUCAAUCUAUCCUAUAAUAGUCUAUGUGGUGGUUUUCAACACUUACAUUUACCUUCAUGCAUGCCUAACCCAACACAUUCAUCCAACAAGUUUCUGACAAAAAAGGUGUUAGCCUGUACAAUAUCUACAGUCACAUCUGCCAUUGUUAUUUUGAGCAUCCUUCUUGUGUGUUUAAUGCUUAAGAAGUCGAGGAAGAAUGCUUCGAAUUCAUCUUCCAACUCCAAGGAUUUUCUAUUGCAAGUUUCCUACUUACAACUCAGUAGAUCAACUGACGGGUUCUCUAGAGACAAUUUGAUUGGUUCAGGUAGUUUCGGUUCUGUGUAUAAAGGUUCUCUGUCAAAUGAUGGAUUGAUUGUUGCAAUCAAAGUUGUAAACCUCCAACAAGAAGGUGCUUCCAAAAGUUUUGUUGAUGAAUGCAAAGCUCUUGCAAAUAUACGACAUCGAAAUCUACUAAAGAUCAUAACUUCUGUCUCGAGCAUCGAUGGACAAGGCAAUGAGUUUAAAGCUCUAGUUUUCGAUUUCAUGUCCAAUGGAAACUUGGACCGUUGGCUUCACCCUACAAAUCAAGGGGAGAAUCAAAGAAGGUUGAGUCUUAUCCAGAGACUAAAUAGUGCCAUUGAUAUUGCUUGUGCAUUAGAUUAUCUUCACAAUCAUUGCGAAACACCUAUUGUUCACUGUGAUCUAAAGCCUAGCAAUGUAUUGCUGGACGAUGAUAUGGUAGCCCAUGUAGGGGACUUUGGUUUAGCAAGAUUCAUGUUGGAAGGCUCAAAUGAUCAAUCAUCUUUCAGCCAAACCAUGUCACUUGCGCUUAAGGGGUCGAUCGGGUAUAUCCCUCCAGAGUAUGCCACUGGUGGUAGAGUUUCCAGUGAAGGAGAUAUUUUCAGCUACGGAAUACUACUAUUGGAGAUGAUCAUUGGAAAAAGACCCACAGACAGCGCGUUUCACAGUGGCGUAGAUAUUCAUAUGUUCACUUCAAUGGCAUUGUCUCAUGGAGCGUUGGCCAUAAUUGACCCUUAUUUGCUAUAUGAAGAAACACGUUGUCAAGAAGAAGAGAAGGAAGAUAGAAUACAAGAAAUAGCAAUAAUGAUGGGUGAAGAUAAUCAUGGUAGAGAAACUGUACCAAGAUGGAUGGAGGAAUGUGUAGUUUCAAUAAUGAGAAUUGGGUUAUCAUGCUCUUCAACUGUGCCUCGAGAAAGAACGUCCAUGAAUAUGGUUGUUGACGAAUUGCAGAAAAUAAGAAGCUGCUAUCUCAAGUUUAAGAAGGCACUGGGUUCCUGAGAGACAAAAUGAUUGUAUUUUGGCCGCAAUGGGUUCCUGAAGUAGCAGCAGGCAGCAGCACCAUUAAACUUCCUUAGUUAUGUGUCCUUUGAAUAGUCCUGCCAAAAUUAUCAAUUUUUUUUUUUCUCUUUGUCAGAUGAAGAAAUUCAUAAGGUCACCAAUGCUCUAAACCCUUCAAAUCUUACGUAA